This is a messenger RNA of Fraxinus pennsylvanica, 1887 nucleotides long. NCBI's taxonomy places the organism in Eukaryota, Viridiplantae, Streptophyta, Magnoliopsida, Lamiales, Oleaceae. The record is from the annotation of a GenBank genome assembly.
AUGGCGGAUCAACGUGGUGAAGAGAAAACAAGGGACAUGGUUGCAUCUACUGGAUAUUGCUACACUGAUCAUGAUUCUUCGGCUGGAAAUCAAAAUAUUCAGACUCAUCUGGUGAGCCAGUUGCAACCAUUUGAGCAUAGUUUAGAGAUCUACAACUUGACUGCUGGAAUGGAAAUGAUAGGGUUUCCACCGAAGAAUCUGCACCAACAGAAUGAAAACACCUCAGGUUUGUGGAAGGAGUUCUUCAACAAGCCUGGGGGCGGUGCGUCGACAUCCAAGCCCACAUCAACAAGUGAGUUUUAUAGUCAUGAUUUAACAGGUAUAUCUGAUACAACAAAUGAGAACUUGAUGGAUUCUUCAUCAGCUUGGAAUAAUCAGAACAGAUUGAUGGUGGAUGAUCCAUCUUUGAGGUGUGUUUUUCCUGGUGAAGGAAAUGAAAGGCGCCUUUCACUCUCUUUGAGUUCAUCAAAUCCUGGGACUACUGGGAUUCAUCAGUCUUUUGAUCUUGGACAACAAGAUGAUUUAAGGUUUGGUCCAUCAAGUUCUAGGUCUGUAGUGAAUACUCAAGGACAGCAACAAAUGAUGCAACAACAAUUCCACAUAAGGAACUCAAAGUACUUGGCUCCUGCUCAAGACCUUCUUAAUGAGUUCUGUAAUCUUGGUUCAAAGCACUCUGAGAAUACAUCAAAGCAAAAGAUUCAAAAGAACAAUGAAUGGGAUGAUGACAAUGUCAUAAAAAAGCAAUCUUUGUAUUCCCUUGAUCUUCUUGAAUUGCAGAAAAGAAAAACCAAGUUGCUUCAACUCCUAGAAGAGGUCGAUAGAAGGUACAAGCACUACUGUGACCAGAUGAAGGCCGUGGUAUCAUCAUUUGAAGCAGUUGCUGGAAAUGGGGCUGCAACAGUGUAUUCUGCCCUAGCUUCAAAGGCCAUGUCAAGGCAUUUUAGGCGUUUAAGAGAUGGAAUUAUUUGGCAGAUUAAGGCCACCAUGAAAGCAAUGGGCGCAAAAGACACUGCUGCUCCCGGCACGACGAGAGGAGAGACACCAAGACUUAGACUUCUUGAUCAAACUUUAAGGCAACAAAGGGCAUUCCAGCAAAUGAACAUCAUGGAAAGCCAUCCAUGGAGACCUCAACGAGGAUUGCCUGAAAGAUCGGUUACCGUUCUUCGCGCUUGGCUUUUUGAACACUUCCUCCACCCGUAUCCAAGUGAUGUAGAUAAACACAUUUUAGCCCGCCAAACAGGUCUCUCAAGAAGCCAGGUGUCUAAUUGGUUCAUCAAUGCUAGGGUGAGGCUAUGGAAACCAAUGGUGGAACAAAUGUAUUUAGAAGAACUAAAGGAAAAGGAGGGCUUGAAUGAUGAUUCUACCACCAAUCUUGAUGAGAACAGUGGUCAGCUAAAUUCCUCAAGAAACGUUGACGAAAAACCGAACCAUGAUCAACUUGUGAGAAUCGAUUCCGAAUGUCUCUCUUCAAUCGUCAACAAUCCGGAGAAAAAUGAUGGAAAAAAGAGUAAAACCCUUCAAAAUGAUCAGCUUCAUCAGCAGCAGCACCAUAGUUUUGGUAGGGUGGGGGACUCAUCAUUUGGUGCUGUGGAAUUGGACUUUUCAUCAUACAAUCAUCAUUCCGCAGGUGGUUCCGGCACGGCUCACAAUUACGUCGGCAGCAGUAGCGGUGGCAGUGGCGGCGUAUCUUUGACAUUGGGAUUACACCAUGCAAGUGUUGGGGUGAGCUUAGCAUUUUCUUCAGCCUCACAAAACUCAUUUUUUUACCCCAGAGACCACAUUGAAGAUUGCCAAACAGUUCAAUACUCACUCUUGGACAGUGAAAGCCAGAAUUUGCCAUACAGGAAUUUGAUGGGUGCACAAUUGCUGCAUGAUUUGGCUGGAUAG